Molecule: messenger RNA, 2674 nt
Organism: Microdochium trichocladiopsis
Lineage: Eukaryota; Fungi; Ascomycota; Sordariomycetes; Xylariales; Microdochiaceae
Exons: 3
Coding region: 189-2594 (801 amino acids)
Molecular function (GO): zinc ion binding
Source: RefSeq, a predicted model, not a curated record
GACCCGUCGCCCACCUCACAUCCUAGGCCUCGGGGCUAUCAGCGCCAUCAUCAUCUCUGCCUUCCUCCACUCCAUCUCUUAUCAUCCAUCCUUCACAUCAUCCUUCCCCCUUCCUGCAUCGCCAGUCCCGUGUUGCAGAGCACAGCCGGCUGACUAGACGUCGCUGGCAGCACCCGCCUGUCGCCAUCAUGGCCGCCGCACCAACCACAACCUCCCUCGACACUCUCAUCACCUUGAAGGUCAACCACAAUGGGUCCGCCAAGCGCUUCAAGCUCCCUCUGCGUGACCUGACCAUGGUCUCCCUCGAGGACAAGAUUCGCGACUUCCUCCAAAUCGCCCCGGACACCAGCGCUUUGAUCGAGCGAUACUCCGACUCGGCCGCCGCAUUUGUGACGGUAGAAAGAGACAACAUCCAGGUCUACAAGCAGCUCUUCCGUGCUGCCAAGGCCAAGCACAAGCUCAAGCUGCGUGUAACCACUCCGCAGUCGAGCCCUUCGUCCGUCAUCCCGCAGCCCGCGACAGUUGAGGACGACGUCGAUGGUGAGCACUCAGCUCAUAGCGAGCCACAACUGGUCUCUCCAUCGACCUCGACGCUCGCCAUGGCCGAGCCAGCCGCGCUUGUUCUUACUACCGAGGCGCCUUCGCAGGUUUCCUUGACCUCUGAAGCCUCACAGGAAACCCUGCAGGAGACGGCCGUGCCCUAUCUCCCCGCCUUUACCUUCUCCAAGCGCCCUUUCACUGUCUGCUGCAACAAAUGCGACAAGGCAGUGCCUGAUGCCCACUUCCACUGCUCGAAGUGCGAUGAUGGUGACUUCGAUCUUUGCCAAGAAUGUGUCAACUCUGGCAUUACAUGCAACGAUGACAGCCACUGGUUGAUUAAGAGAACAAUCAAGGAUGGCGAGAUCACGCAAAGCACUACUGCUCGCAUCCUGACAACCAAGAAGGUCCCCGUGGCUGCCCCAGCUGCCGUGCCCACCGCCGCGGUUCCCUCCAUCAUGGACCUUCCGAUUCGGCCACUCGAGGCGGCCACCUGCCGUGUGAGCUCAGCUCCCACCUGGAGCACCGCCUACAAUGCUCGCACGUGCAAUAGCUGUGUGCAAGAGUUCCCCGAGCAAAACUUCGUCCACUGCAACACGUGCGACGACUUUGAUCUUUGCAAGGCUUGCUUUGUGACAGAUCAGCACGGCCAUCAUCCCAAGCACACCUUCAGCGCCGCUGUUAAGGGCACUGCCUUUGAUCAGGCCGUCUCGACUCGCCUCGCUGCCGGCCGCAACGUGCUCCACAACGCGAUUUGCGAUGGCUGUGAGCGCUAUGUGCGUGGUGUUCGUCACAAGUGCCUCGACUGCCCAGACUGGGACUACUGCUCUGAAUGUGUACAGAGCGCUGCUCUCAUUCACCCAAACCACCGCUUCGUUCCACUCUACGAAGCACUGAUCCACCCUGCCACUCGCCAAAGCCAGAGUGCAACUCAUUAUGGAAUCCGAUGCGAUGGGCCUCUUUGCACAGCCAAUGGUGGUACCACGCAUUACAUUGUCGGUGACCGAUACAAGUGUGCUGUCUGCCACGACACUGACUUCUGCGCCAACUGUGAGGCCAGCCCUGCCAACGAACACAAUAAGACUCACCCCCUCAUCAAGUUCCGCACUCCGGUUCGUCACGUGAGUGUGACUACGCUUGGCGAGCACGAGGACGGUCAGCGCCUUCCCCCUAUGGGUGACCGCCGCAGCAGACGUCAACCAAUGGUCCCAGCGGCGGCUCCUGCAACAUCAACCCGCGACAGCAUCGCCGCCUCUCCAGUGCAAACUGUGGUCGAUGUGAAGCCGACAGAGUCGGCCCCUGUCGAGGCUCCCAAGGUUGAGCAGCUCAUCGCAUCGACUGCCAAGGACGAGCCAGCCGGUGACGCCUCUUUGGUUGCCACCUUCCAAAGGGAUACCGUGGCUGAUGGCACCACUUUCCCACCCAACCACAUCUUUGAGCAGACCUGGACCCUUCGGAACGAGGGCUCCACGGCAUGGCCCGCUGGCUGUGCUGUCAAGUUUGUUGGUGGUGAUUACAUGGGUGCAAUCGAUCCCCACCACCCUGCGGGACUCAACGAGCUUGUGUCGGCCUCCGAGUCCAACGUGGUCCCGACGACUGUCGCACCUGGCCAGGAGAUCUCGUUUUCCGUGAUGCUGCGCACACCUGAUAGAGAGGGCAAGGUUAUAUCUUACUGGCGCCUUACAACCAGCGACGGCCACAAGUUCGGCCACAAGCUUUGGUGCGAUGUUGUCGUGAAGAAGCCUGCGGAGGUGCAGGCAGACGAGGCCGUCAGGAGCCAAAUGAUCAUUCCCAAGCUCGAGCACGAGUCUCCAUCUGCGAGCAUCAUCCAGGACAACAGAGCCGAGACUGAGACGCAGACAGAGACUGCUACGGAGACCGCCAGCCUCCCCGCCUUGGACCGUGCCGAGGAAGACUUUGAGGAUUGUGCCGAUGCUGAUAACUGGGCCAACGACUCUGACGACGGUUUCAUGACUGACGAGGAGUACGACAUUCUGGAUGCGUCGGACGAGGAAUACCUCACUGAGCAGCACAGAUCGGCGUCGAGCCGUAAGUGAUCGCGGCGCCACGUCCGGGAAUGGAGGCAUUGAUGUGAGCUUACGUGUACUAUGGCGUGCCCAUCCGUGCACUCGAUGCA